Messenger RNA from Paramecium pentaurelia, 1090 nucleotides. Lineage: Eukaryota; Ciliophora; Oligohymenophorea; Peniculida; Parameciidae. The record is from the annotation of a GenBank genome assembly.
AUGUCAACAUCAUCAGAUUUCUAGCCUCCUUCUCCAAGUCUCUCACCUAGUUCAUAAAUUAAAUGUUAUCAAGAAUAAUUAGAAAAAGCUCAUUCAAUGAUUGACUAUUUGGAAGUAAUGCUUGCAGAGAAGUAAGCAUUGAAAGAGAAUUUCAAUUCAUUUAAUCUGCCUAAGUCUAAAUCUCAUAUGAAAAAAUAAAGUUUAUGCUUAGAUCAAAUUCCUUAAUCAAUUUAAAUACAAUAAUAUGUUACUCCACGAGAAACAAAUUAAUCAAUGAGAUUUACAUCAACGAAUAUGCCUAGUUACAUUUCUGAAUUACAACAAAAGCAUUAAGAAAUUCUCUCAUCUAAUAAGGAGAAAUCAACAGUGAAAAAGCUUUAGAUCUAAGAAAUAUAAGAAAAAGUUUAAGAUCUUUAAGAUGAAAUAAUUAUAUGUAAAGAAAGAUAAAAAAAUACUGAAAUAGCAAAAAAUUAGGCAGAAGAAGUUCUUGAAUAAAUAGAUGAUGAUAUUUUACAUGCAAAAUUAAAAUUACAAUAAGUAAAAUCUUAAGGAGAGUAAAUAUAUGAAAGUAUGAUGAAAUUAGAAGAUUAAGAACAUGAUAAAAAAUAUUAUAUGGGUAGAACUUCUACAUUAAAAAGAAAGAGAAGUGAAAUAAAACCACCAAAUCAAAUUAAGAAUUAAUUAAAUUAAUUAAAAAAUGAAAUUGAAUAACUCAAAUAAUCCAAAAAAGAAAAAGAGGAAUAUUAUACUUAAAAAAUAAAGGAAAUUGAAUAAUAAUUAGAUUAAAGAAAAACUAAUGAAUCAUUACCUGAAGAUUAACUUAAUGCUUCCCUUAGUCCUGAUAGACAAAAAGUAAGAGUUUAUAAAGGUAAGCAUGCUUUAUUGUAGGUAAUAUUUAUAUUAAUAUAAAAAGCUUACACUAAAUUCUGAUUCUUGUUCUAGAUCUUAUGCAUUAAGAAAGUCAUAAGAAAAUAAAUUGAAUUCAGCAUUUGAUUUCAAACAAUUUGAUGAACAUGAAAAUGUUUCAAUAGAUUCUUUUAAGAAUAAAGAUAAAAAGAAUAGAACAUGUGAUCCAUGUACUAUCUUUUGA